Aspergillus nomiae NRRL 13137 is the source of this 1134-nucleotide messenger RNA. Its product is annotated as protoglobin family protein. The transcript has 3 exons. Bases 1 to 1134 code for a protein of 377 amino acids. Gene Ontology annotation, molecular function: heme binding; oxygen binding. NCBI's taxonomy places the organism in Eukaryota, Fungi, Ascomycota, Eurotiomycetes, Eurotiales, Aspergillaceae. The record is from RefSeq and is a predicted model, not a curated record.
AUGGAUCCGGUUGCCCCUGUGCAGGAAGAUAUCAGGAGGGUCGGGCGGAAGGAGCUAUACACGGAUUUUGGAAAACGCAUGGAGUAUAUAAAGACGUUCCUGGAUUUCACAGACGACGACGUCGUAAUAUUUAAUAAAGGCUCAAAAUACCUGAAAACAGUUAUUCCGGAGCUCACCCAUCGUCUCUACGAGAAGAUGCUGGAAUUCGAUAUCACAGCCCGUGCGCUCCGCACUCGAAGUACUACGUCCGAAGCACAAAUCGAGGACUUGUUCACAAUCGACAGUCCUCAAGUGCAACGGAGAAAGAUUUUCUGGAAAUGGUAUCUGACCAGAUUAUGCUCAGACCCCGGCCAGCCUUCGUACUGGGAGUAUCUACGAAAAGUUGGGGAAAUGCACACAGGAAAAGUCUUGAUGCAUCCAUUAACAAUAGAGUACAUCCAUAUGAAUGCUUGUCUUGGCUACGUGAAACAGCUACUGUUUGAAACAAUCUCACUGCAUCCAGAGAUGACAGUCAAGUUCAAGUUCGCUCUAAUCAGAUCUAUAAGCAAGGUCUUCUGCAUCCAAAACGAUCUAAUCUCCAAAUGCUACAUAAAUGAAGGCCAGGAGUUCGCAGACGAAGCAUUAAACACGACCAAUAAAGACAAUGCACCACCCAAAGGCAACACGGACAAUGCAUCAACCACCACAGGCACCACAGAUAAUGCGUCAAUCACUACGGGCACCACGGAUACUGCAUCAAUCGCCACGGGCAUCACGGACACAGCCUCGACCACAACCACAGACACAGCCUCAAUCACCAACAGCGAGGUAUCCUCAAUGCCCCAGGACAGACAAAGCCACCCCCAUUGCCUAAUCCCCGGAUUCAACACCUCGAGACCCAACUCAGCAGGGGAUACACAGAGCUCAAUCUCGCGAGACAGAAACGGAAGCGUCGAUCUGGACCGAGUGAUCUCGACAGCCGAAACGGCAGUGUCCUCUGACCGCCCAUCCACCUCCAGCAGUCAUCUAGUCACUCCCAGCGUUGUUCCAAAUCCAUCAGCAUUCGCGUCGCCAUUUGCGGUCGGGCAUAUACAUAACUUCGAGACGAAAAUAUGGUCUUCUGGGAUGAAACAGAAGGGGUCCGGGUACAAGUAA